AUGUCUUUCGACAACGAUGACAACAAACAAUUGCCAUUUGCUGAUUAUGAAUUUCCUACUGAUAUUACUAUUGAUCGUAAACCAGUCGAUAAAUCGAAACGUAAUCAUAAAAGAAGAAAACCAAAAGGACAACAAUUAAAUCUAACUAACAAUGAGAAGGAUCCAAAUGCAUACAAAAAAUUAACUUAUGUUUAUUUUGAAAAUACUCAAGAAGAAAAUAAUUUUAUUACGUUUAUUCCAUAUAUAGGACCUAGUAAUACAUUACAUCUUGGUACAAAUCUAUAUCUUCCACAAUUAAUAUCAAACCCCUCACAAGAUUCAACAAUUUCUUCUCAACAUUUUAUAAAAGAUUAUGAUGAAACGAUAACAUCAUUAACAACAUCAUUAGAAACUAUGCCGCUAUCUAUUUAUAUACGAUUUGGUAUUUCAUAUAUAAUCAAACACAACAGGCUAGAUAAUCAACCAAUAUCACUCAAAGAAUUUCUUUAUCUUCGAAAUCAAAAUAAAUCAUUUCGAACAUCAUUUUAUACAUGUAAAGGUGUAACUUCACCAAAACGUCUUAUAACAAGUAUUACUAAACUUAAUUAUCGUCAAAUAUCUUCAAAUCAAUAUUCCUAUGAAAUACAAAUACAUGGAACGAAAAAUAAUCAAUAUCCUAUACUUUAUUUUCAAUAUGAUGAACAAUUUCAAUGUCGUUCAGUAUAUUAUCGACCUGAUUAUCCAAUUAAUUUUGAUUUUAGUCGUAAUAAAACAUCAAGUAUAUUUAAUUCAAUUGAUAAUUCCUAUUCAGAUAUAUUUGAUUUUCGUAUACAAUUAACUCAAGUGAAAUAUUUAUCAAUAACUGAUUCAGAUGUUUUAAAUGUACUUCGUGGUGUACCUAUUAAUGAAGUUUUAUUUAUUGAUCCAUUAACUCAUAUGUUACAUAUAUCACCUAAAUUACAUAAAUUUGUUAAAUAUUUUAAAUGUACUCGUUCAAGUAAUUAUGAAAAUUCUCAGGAACAAAUUCUUAUUUGUAUUGGUACAUAUGAAGAAUUUCAAUUCAAUAGUAAAGGAGAAUGUGAAUUAUUAAUGAAAGCAUCAAAUACAAUGACUAUUGAAUUUAUUAAUAAGGAAAUAAUUCCAUCAGGAAAACAACUUUAUGAUAUUGGAUUAUGGUUUUCAACAUUGUGUCAAACAUGUGUAGAUUUACCAACAACAAAAAUUAAAGAUAAAAAUUCUAUUGAAAAUCGUCGAUGGUUUUCAGGUUUAGUUAUAUUUCAAAAACGUCAUAAUCAAUCGAUAAAACAAAUGAAUGUUAGGCAAUUAACAACGUAUAAAACAAAAAUAUCGAAUCAAACUUAUACAAGUGAUGAAUUAGCAUUUGUUAAAAAGAUUUUACAAGAAGAAAAUUUACGAAAUAUAUUUUUAAAUACAAAUGAAGAAAAAUAUUCGAAUAUUAAAGAACUUGAACAGAGUUUUGAAAAUAUUAAACAAAAAUUAAUAACAACAGCUGUACCAUCAGCAAAUGAAGCUUUAGGAAAAGUUGAAAGAACUUAUCAGAUUUUAUACAAAGAAUUUAAUAAAUUAUAA
Adineta steineri is the source of this 1569-nucleotide messenger RNA. The record is from the annotation of a GenBank genome assembly. NCBI's taxonomy places the organism in Eukaryota, Metazoa, Rotifera, Eurotatoria, Adinetida, Adinetidae.